UGAAAGAAACAGAGAGAGAGAGAGAGAGAGAGAGAGUAAUGGUUGGGUAUUUAUAAAGGGCUCUGUAAUUCCAAACCCAGAAAUCUCCCCCCUCUCUUUCUCUUUGAUCGUCGCUCUCCGAUCAGUUUAAUUUUCGUCGGGGAAUUGUUUCUUGGAGGAAGAAUUUUUUUCUCCUCAACUGAGGGAAUUCAGUGAAUUUUACGGGGGCGAGAUGGAAGCGGGCAUGAGAUCAGCUGGUCCUUCCGGGGUUGUGGUGAAGAGCAGGAACUCCUCGGGAUGUUUAAUUGUUAGAAAGAAGGGUGAUGGGUUGGGUGGUGGAUAUCGUUCUUCAAGCAGCUCUCGGAAGUUGUACGAAUCAAAUGUUAGAAAACGGCCUAGUAUGGCUCUGAGUGAUUCAGAAUCAAGCGAUGAGUUGCUGGUGCCACCAACUGGAAGGAUUGGUCCUGAGACUUUUCGAGCCUUUAAUGGAUUGACUGCUUCAGAGCGUGGUAUAGUGGAAGGCAAUGAAAUUGGUAGAAACAGGGACAGAAUGAUGCAAAUCAGGCAUAAUGAGGAUGCUAUGAUUGAGAGGAAUGGUUUGGGGCAGAGGGAAAGAAAGAAAACUAAAAUAGAAGCGUUUGAUUUUGAUGAACAUGACGGUAUGGGCGUGGAAAAGAUGAAAAGGAGGGUUUUUUAUGACAAUGAUGGAGUUGGUUUUGGGGGACGAAGGCUUAUGGGACCAAUGCAUGCCACAAAAAGUGGCUUUGAGAGUAAAUUUGAAACAGGAUCUAGCAGACACAAUCUUGGUAACAGAAACAACUCCUACUAUGAUGGGCAAAGUGGAUUGUGUGUGGGAGAUAAUGUUGACUCCAGCAGGUUCCAUGUGAAUAGGGAUGAUGCUCACCUACGUCUACCCUUGCUGAGAGACAAGUUUAAAUCAAACGAAACCAUCAGGGUUCAGGGGAAAAAUGGUGUUCUAAAGGUUAUGAUUAAUAGGAAUAAGGUGGGUGGCCCAUCAGACUACUAUAAUCACAUCAAACCUAUAGAAGACAGACAGCAGAAUCUGCAGAUUGAGGCCCCUAUGCAGCGGAAAAUUCCAGUCCAUUCAUCAUACUCAGAAACAAAAGUCAUUGAGAAGCCAGGUUUAGUUGUUAGGCCUGAGAAAAAACGGAUGGCAUCAAGAAAAUUUUUGUCAGUUAAGGACAGCAAGGGAUGUGAUUCGGACACUGAGGACACUGACAGACCAUUGAAUCCAGCACUAGAAAAUACUAAACCCUUCAAGUCUGUGAAGAGAACAGGUUCUGAGGAUGAAAAGACUCCUUUACGUGAGAAGGUCCCAACUACAAUAAUGAAAGAAGGAAAAGAAGGAAAAGUAAGGCGUGGGAGUGGUACAGAAAAACAGAAGCUUCGAGAAAAAAUAAGGGAGAUGCUGCUGAGUGCAGGUUGGACUAUAGAUUAUCGGCCUCGAAGGAACAGAGACUAUCUAGAUGCAGUCUACAUCAAUCCAGGGGGUACAGCCUACUGGUCAAUAAUCAAAGCAUAUGAUGCUCUUCAAAAGCAAUUGAAUGGUGAUGAUAAUGAGGCCAAGCCCGUGGUUGAUGGUUCUUCCUUUGCUCAUAUCUCAAACGAAGUGCUGAGUCAAUUGACAAGGAAAACUCGGAAAAAGAUGGAAAAAGAAUUGAAGAAGAAGCAAAGAGAUGGUAGUGAGAGUGAUAGUGAAAUGGAACCCAACCUUAAAAGAUCUGCCAACUUCAGGCAUGAUAUGCAUAGCAUGGAUAGUGAUAGCAAUGGAGAGAAAUUAAGCUCUUUUAUGAAGCGGGGAAGUAAUUCAAUGAAAAAUAAGACAUUUGAAAAUGCUGCCUGUGUUAGUUUUAAAUCCCAGAAAUCAACCCCUCAUUUACAUGAUGGAACUGAAAAUUCUUUGUCUGGAUGUGAUCCUCAUCAGCCACAUGGGAGGAAAAGUAGAAAACAUGGAAGAUGUACUUUGUUAAUCCGUGGUUCUAAUAAGGGUGCGAAUUCAGAAUCUGAUGGCUUUGUUCCAUAUACAGGCAAAAGAACGGUGCUUUCCUGGUUGAUUGACUCUGGGACUGUUCAGUUGAGCCAAAAGGUUCAGUACCGCAAACGAAAGCGAGUAAUGCUGGAGGGAUGGAUCACAAGAGAUGGCAUUCAUUGUGGAUGUUGCAGCAAAAUCCUUACAGUUUACAAGUUUGAGAUUCAUGCAGGUAGCAAAUUGCGCCAGCCAUUUCAAAACAUAUAUUUGGACUCAGGAGUGUCACUUCUACAGUGCCAAAUAGAUGCGUGGUGGAGACAGGAGAAUUCAGAGAAAAUUAGUUUUCAUUCAGUUGAUGUUGAUGGCAAUGAUCCAAACGAUGACACUUGCGGUAUUUGUGGAGAUGGAGGGGAUUUAAUCUGUUGUGAUGGUUGCCCAUCAACAUUUCAUCAAAGCUGCUUGAAUAUACGGAUGCUUCCUCUUGGUGAGUGGCAUUGUCCAAAGUGCACCUGCAAAUUUUGUGGAACAGCCAAUGGGAUUGUUAAAAAUGGAGAUGGUGCUACUAGAUAUGCUCUUGUCACUUGCAACUUAUGUGAGAGGAAAUACCAUGAAUCUUGCGCUAAGGACAUGGAUGCUGUUUCUAUCAACCCCAAUGCCAAUACGCCAGGCUUUUGUUUUUGUGGAAAAGAGUGCAAAGAGCUUUUUGAGCACUUGAAGAAGUACCUAGGUUCCAAGCAUGAGCUAGAGGCAGGCUUUUCAUGGUCUCUUAUUCAUAGGGCAGAUGAAGACUCAGAGGCUGCUGGUAGAGGAAUUUUUCAAAGGGCGGAAUGCAACUCCAAGCUAGCAGUUGCAUUGACUGUGAUGGAUGAGUGCUUUUUACCCAUUGUUGACCGGAGGAGUGGCAUCAAUGUAAUUCAUAACGUUCUAUAUAAUAGUGGAUCAAACUUUAGUAGGUUGAAUUAUAGUGGCUUUUACACGGCUAUUCUGGAGAGGGGCGAUGAAAUAAUUUCUGCAGCAUCUAUCAGGUUCCAUGGGGUUAAGUUGGUGGAGAUGCCAUUUAUUGGAACUCGCCAUAUAUAUAGGCGUCAAGGGAUGUGCCACCGGCUUUUUUCUGCCAUUGAAUCAGCCCUCUGCUCUAUGAAGGUUGAGAAAAUGGUUAUUCCAGCAAUUGCUGAACUCACAAAAACAUGGACGGCAACUUUUGGCUUCACACCUCUUGAAGAAUCACUCAGGCAAGAAAGGAGGUCAUUGAAUAUGCUAGUCUUCCCUGGUGUAGAUAUGCUGCAGAAGUUGCUGGUGGAGCAAGGAAACUUCGAAGGGGACUCAACUUCCACAGGUGCUGAUAAAAUGGACCAUGGAGAGAAAGUUUAUACUAAUCCAAAAUUGGCUACUAGGUCAUUGGCUAAUUCCUCAUCUCAUCCAGAUCUUGACGGAAACAGUGAUGCUGGUUUGGAUCCUCUUAAUGAGAUAAAAGACGAAUGCAGUGAUGCUUCAUUAGAUCAAAUAAAUCAAGUUUUGUCCGACAAGAUUGCAUGUUCCAAAUCCUGUUCUGAGGAUAGGCUAUCUGACUCAGCUUCAGAUAGAUGUUCUUCUCCCUCUAGUACCAGUCAUGAUGUGCCGGAGAUGGAAAAUAAAGCGGUGGCUUCUCCAUCAAUGAAAGAUAAUUUGCGUAUGUCUGCCAACUGUAAGGGCAAUUCACUGAAUGGCACUUCUAUUGAUAUGUAUCCAUCAGAUGCUCCGGAUGGCCCUGAAAAUUGUACUUUGGUUCAUAGAGCUGCUACUUCUGAUCCUAAUUCAACAAAAAACCUGGUUGAACCUGUUUCUGAUUGGGAAGGUCAUUUGCCUACCGCUAUAAAUGGUGAUUCAUCUGAGCUUGGGAUGAACCUGAUGUUGGAUUCUCAAAUGAUGGAUAAUACUACUUCUUUCAGGGAGGCUGGCAUGAAUAAUUUUCAAGAGGUUCAUGAAGCUGCUCCUUCAGGGAGUUUGUCCGAAGAGGAUGUUACCAACAACAACAUUGAGAAUACAGAUGUGUCAGAUUCUGAACUCAACCAUGCAGACAAGAAUGAAACUGAGUAUGAAGGGGAAAGAAAUUUAUAUGUGGACACCGAAGUUGCUUCAAAAGAAAUGCAAUUUUAUGGAAGUGGAAUUAAUGCAUCCAGUGAUAGUUCUGAGACUGAUUCGGAGUAAGAAUGGCUGAGCUGCCCGUGUGUUUACUUCGCUACUGCUCAUACUUACUAUCUUCACAAGUCUCUCUCGAAGCUGUGAUCCCUUGUAUGCAAUCAAUUUUCAGGGAAGCUAUGCUUCAUGCCUUUGGUCUGGAUAAUUGGGACGAAUUCUAUAGGUUUCAAGGGAAAAUUAACUCAUCCUCUCCUUGCAUCAUGGAUGAGUAUGAAAUUUUCAAGGUUCUAAAUUGAAGUUGGUUUGAUGGUUCUCUUGUCCUUGCCUCGUCUGCCACAGAGAUACAAUAAUGCUUUUGACACAAGAUUUAUGCAUAUGUUCCCAUGGUCAGAUGUAAUUACUCAAGUGUGAUGCGGCCAAGGUAUAUCCUUUUGAGUGUCGUAAUGCUCGUGAUCAUCUCUGAAUUUUGUCCCUAAAUUCAUGAUAUCAGCAGUUGCAGAUGAUCCUUGGAUCAGUUUGUGUUUUGGUUGGUGGCAUAUGAUUCAAUUGGCUUGUCUACCUUUUCAUGGUCAACAGGUGUUUUAAGCUGGAAAAUUUGGGUAUAUAGAGUUUUUAAUUCCUCCCCCUUCUAGCUGGUUUUUGUGGCCUAUUCAGCCUGCCUUGUUUCUGAAUUCAGAAAUUUGGUCUCCAAUUUUUGAUGUGCACAAGUGGCUUUCACCCAACUCACAGGUAUUCAGUUAGCAUCAAAAUGGAAGGCAUAUUUCAUAGGUUUUCGGAAGGAGCCUCAUUGGAUUACCAGUGCAAAGUUCAGUAAAUAAAAUGCAUAUUUUUCUUGCAUAUAGAAUAUCUAGACCUCUUCUUAUAUGGAGGGUUAAUUUUCUGCACUGGUGAGGUUCUUUAUUUUGUUCAUUUUUUUUCCUCUGUAAUUAAGGUUAUGGUUAUUAAUUGUCUUCUCUAUUUUUGGCCUGAGGGUAAAUGUUCAUUGUAAAAACUACAAUUGAGGAGCUCAAAUAAUGUUACUAUGGCUCCAUUUUCAUUUCAUGUGAGUUUCUUUGCUGGUGUUA
Molecule: messenger RNA, 5151 nt
Organism: Neltuma alba
Lineage: Eukaryota; Viridiplantae; Streptophyta; Magnoliopsida; Fabales; Fabaceae
Exons: 9
Coding region: 212-4156 (1314 amino acids)
Source: RefSeq, a predicted model, not a curated record